CGCACACAUACGGGCACGGACGCACGCACGCGCAUCACCAGCCUUAUGGGGCGACCUCUAUAGAGGAAUUUGGGCUUUUGUAAGAAGAGCGGCUGCAGAAAGGGAAGGCUUGUUUGUGCAGGGCGACAUUGAAAGGACACGCCAAAGAAGAGGAGGAAGUCCCAAAAUGUCCUUUUGUCUCAUUUGGACGGAGGAGAGUUGAAUCAUGGACGAUUUGGUGUUGAUUUGGUGAUUUCCCCCAGUGCCACCUUCCUUCCCCCCCUUUUUUUUGCACUCGCAUCAGCAUCGGCCGAGGUGCGUUCAGGGACACCCGGGACGUUCCGGCCCUCAGCUUUGUUUCAUUUCCGCAUCCGAUUGCCUUACCAUUAAAGCGAAUGUAGAUUUUUUUUUUUUUUAAAUUUUUUUUUUUUAGGUUAACGUAUGACUCGUCGGUGCUCCUUUUCCUCCUCUCCUCGCUGAGACGGCAGAUCCUCGCAGAGGACAUUACCCACCACCUCCUCCACCCCCCCCCCCCCUCCGCUAAAGACAUUUUGAUCGUCCUCUACUACUACUGCCCCCCCAUCCCCGCCACCUCCUCAAGGCUCCAGCCGAAGCCGCUCCUCCUCCACCAUGUCCGGGCCGACUCUGACGGACCGGAUCGCCGCCGCGCAGCACAGCAUGAGCGGCUCGGCCAUCAGCAAAGCCGUGUGCAAGGCCACGACGCACGAAGUGAGCGGACCCAAGAAGAAGCACCUUGACUACUUGAUCCACUGCACCAACGAGCUGAACGUCAGCAUUCCUCAUCUGGCGGACACGCUACUGGAGCGCACGGCCAGCAACAGCUGGAUCGUGGUCUUCAAGGCGCUCAUCGCUACGCAUCACCUCAUGAUGUACGGCAACGAGAGACUGAUGCAGUACGUCGCCUCCAGAAACACGCUCUUCAACCUCAACAACUUUCUAGAUAAGGCUGCGCUACAAGGAUACAACAUGUCCACUUUCAUCAGACGCUACAGUCGAUACCUGAAUGAAAAAGCCAUGUCGUUCAGGUUAGCAGCGGUGGACUUCACCAAGAUGAAGCGAGGGGCUGACGGCGUGAUGCGUACCAUGAACACAGACAAGCUGAUUAAGACGUUGCCAAUCAUUCAGAACCAGCUGGAUGCACUGCUGGAUUUCCAGCCCAACUCCAACGAACUGAGCAACGGUGUCAUCAAUACGGCCUUCAUGCUGCUCUUCAAAGAUUCCAUCCGGUUGUUCGCUGCGUACAAUGAGGGCGUCAUCAACAUGCUUGAGAAGUACUUCGACAUGAAGAAGAACCAGUGCAAAGAGGCUUUAGAGCUCUACAAGACCUUCCUCAACAGGAUGACCAAACUGUCCGAGUUUCUCAAAGUAGCCGAGCGAGUUGGGAUAGAUCAGGGCGACAGCCCCGAUCUCACACAGGCUCCCAGCUCACUUCUUGAGGCUCUGGAGCAACAUUUAGCCUCCCUGGAGGGCCGGAAGCUCAAAGACCUCUCCACUGCCAGCAGGUCCAGCACUCUUUCAAGCACCGUGUCAUCCCUCUCCAGUACUGGAAUUUCCCUUAGCCGAAUGGAUGAUAAAAUGGAGGACAACAGACUGCAGCAACACAAGGAUGAUGGUCACAAGGUGAUUAAUAUCCAGACGCCCAACGUAUCGCCCAGCGCUCAGUCGGUGGGCAGUGCCAACAGCAGUGGGGGAGCAACAGACCUGUUCUCCAGCACACCCCUAGUAGCCGUCAACAACCAUGUGCCAAACUUGACCAAUGAGCUGUUCACCCUACAGCCCCACUACACACCCCUUCAGACCACACACACUGUGCCCAACAACAACGCCUGGGGAGGUGACUUGCUCAAGCCGGCCCCGCCCACUCAGAUCCACAGCCCCGGAGCUCCGCUGCAUUCUGGGAAGAUGAUCCCCACAGAUUUGGACUCUUCAUUAGCCAACCUUGUCGGGAACCUGCAGUUUGGCGGGACGCCAGCCAAAAGGCCUGAGCUGCAGUGGAGUCAGCUGGUGGAGAAGAAGCCGACAGGGGGGAGCGGCUGGCAGACCAAAACAGUGUGCACUAGCACGAACUGGACUCACUCAGCCCAUCCCAUUGCCCCAGCUCCCAUGCCUGUCCCUCAAAUGAAUGGGGUGAUCUACACUGGCUAUGCUCCAGCUCCAGUAGCUUUUCCUAUGACGACCCCCCAAGUGCCUGUCUAUGGAAUGCUCCCCCCUCAGAUGAGCCAUCAGAUGGGGGGUGUUCCCAUGAUGCCCCCGCAGCCUGUUAUGUACAACCAGCCGGUCCUGAGACCUACCAGUCCGUUUGGACCGAUCCCGGGGACGCAGAUGCACUUCAUGUAGAGAUAAUGCUGUAACCAUGGCACCAGAGCUGAGCGUCACGGAGGAUGAGUGAAGACAACAGAAGGAUGGCAGAGGAAGAGAAAAGGGACACAAAGAGAGGAGAAAGAACUAACACUCGGCCCUCCUCAGAUAUCCUCGCUACCCAUCCGUGUACCAACAAGUCCCCCAAAAUAAAAACGCCAAGAGGCGCCAGAAGCUCAGCACCGAUAUUCCACUCCCACUAUUUGAUUGGCCAAAAACGACCCGUGAUGACGCUACAACCAUUGAAGCUGCUCCAUCGUCAAGUCCUGACCCAAUAUUCCCCUACUUCUUAGACAUCCAAUUCAAUCGUUCCCGUUCCGGAGUUAAAGACACUGGAUCGUUUCCUGGCACUUUACUCCGCGUGAACUUUGCCAAGGGUGUGCGUGUGUGUGUGUGUCCCGUGCUGGAAAUUUUUAUCGUCUUGUACCAAUUGGUUAAACCAUCUACCUGAUGUCGGAUAUCGUCAGAUUUUUUGUAAGCGUUUUUACAUGUCGGUGUUCCGCAUCAUUGUUUUGUAUCCAAAUCGGUUCUCGUUUGCCAACUUUAGAUUCGACCACCAUGGGGUGGAAGUGCGGGGGGCAUGUUUGUCAGUGUGUUUCUCUUUUAGUCCUGAUGUCCAGGUUUGCCAACUGCACUGGGACUUUGGACAAAACGCGCUGAGCCACACCCAGAAGUUGCAAAAUUUGGAUGUAAUAGCCCUGCAUUACUUGUUUUUCGGUUUCCCUUUGGCGGCUGUGCAAUAUCAUGCAAAAACCAUGUCUUUUUGGAGUGUUGUGGUAUCGUGCCAAUCAUGUCAGCAUCAGGAAUAUGUACAGUAGGCUAAUGCUCUUUUUAUGUAGACGAAUGCACUGAGACCCAGUUAGCGGGUCUGCCAUCCAAAUUGGUCAAAGGCCCCGAAGGGUAUAUAACGAUGCGCUUUCUGAUACUGAGGAAGACAUAAGGCCUUUCAACAAAUCAGAAAAACUAGUCUAGACUAAUUACUGUAGUGUCAAAGACGAGCUUGUUAGUUUUAACGUUUCUGCAUAUGUCUGAAGGUCGGUGAGACACGUCUAACGUCUGUCUAUCGAGGCCCUCACAAGGUGUCAGAAGUGUUCAAAGACUGGUGCCACAAAAAAUAUUCAAAAUCCUUAAAGAACCCCAAGGAAAUCAAACGCACUUUUUAAGUCUUCUCUGCCACACAUUCGUGCACUCCUGAGAGGAUUUUUCCUGGAACUCCGACAGCUGUUUUAAGAGCCAGCGUCAUCUUCAAAACAGAUCUACUUGAUGACCUCCAUUUCAAUUUGGGAAAGACAAAAAACAGCCAGGUUAGAGAAUCAGAGGGGGUGAUGCUCAUUCUGGAUCUAAACCGGCUUCUUGGAGAGUGAAUGAAGCAAGUGCCGCAAAAUCUCUUUGUGGCUGUGCUUAUCGAUUGUCUAGACAACAUUGAAGGGAAAAAGUCGUAAUUAGAUAUUAGCUUUGAAAUCUCCUGUCUAGAUUCUUAGUCAUCCAGGCCCUGGUAACCAAGGUAACUCGACUGUUCUUGAAAAUUGAAGAGUUUUCCUUUAAGCCAUGAAUAAGGCUUCUGCAUUCCUCAAUUAUUUCAGAUCUGGACUCUCUUGCCUUCCAGGUGGGCAAUUAUGGGGUGCUGUUGCCCGGUCUGGUUAGUGAAGAAAAAAAACCGUCUUGCAUACCAAUUAUUUGUUCGCUCGCAUUUCGGCAAAAAAAACUUGUGUGAUUCACUCUUCUGGUAAAUUGAGGCUAUGCCUUUUCUGUUUGAACAAAGCUUUUCUAGUUUGACGUCCUGCCAAGGGCGUAGGUUUCCAUAGGGACGGUAGAGACAUAACACUACCAAAUUUUCAGGGUGCUCAUAUUGUCCCCACCAACUUUUAAGCCACCUUAUUUGCAUUAUAUAAUGAGUUCAGUUAUAUGGGUAAUUUAGAUUGUCUUUCCAUAUGUUGUAAGGAUAGAAUUGACCCUCAUUAUUAAGUGAAUUACUUUCAUUAUGUUCCGACUUACAUUUACCCCAAUUCACUUGCUGAAUGUGCCGGUCCCUUUUUUUCCCUCAAACGCAUGUUUGAUUGGCUGAUGACUAGAACCCCCACAUUCACACAAUCGUAAAAGAAAUACAUAUCAACAUGCCGCCUCCUCCGCUCCCUUUAAAGAGGAGGGAUAUUAGACGUUUUUCUCCUUCUUAAUUCAACUGUGCAUUUUGUGCAUUUAUUCAUGAAUUAAAAUUUAUUUUCUACAUGAUUUAAAAAUAUAUAUAUUUGGCGGAAAUCACUCAGGUAACUUGAAGUUCCGCUCUGAGACGCCCAAUUUGGCCAAAUUUCAAAAUUGUCCGCUAUGCACGCGUGAUACAUCAUUGGAAAGUUUAAAAUCUCAAUUUUCUGGGGGGAAGAAAAAUUUUGAACAGGAGGGCAUUUUAAAAAAUAAAUAAAUUAAAUAAACAGCAAAACCCGAACUGGAGGCGAGAGCAUGCGAGAGCAGAAUUAAAGGCGCCACGAUUUUAACGAGAUCGCGUACAUACCAUGUUUCGAGGCAAAAACUCCAUAUAGCAUGUAUUACCGAGUGUCAAGACACAGUUGUGAAUGGCCACAGCCGGAUUUUUGGGGCGUUUUAUGGGUGGAACAUAGUAAUAUAACAAGGGUCGCGAUGCAGAAAUCGCAGACAUCAAGGAGUGGUGGAGAUGUUCUUUUUCAUAUAUUUACCCUUUUAAAUGUUUUUUCUUUGUUUGGAUUGAUUAUUUAUCAUCUAACAUAUUGGGAAAAAUGCGACAGCAACAACAAAAUACAAUUAAUCGAUAGUUAUGAGGUAAAUAUCUGUUACUUUUUUACAGACGCCAUUUAUUUCAUUGUGACGUAAUUUGUUUAAAAUUUGAAAAUAUGCGAGUGAAUAACAUUUUUAAAGUCGUUUUCAUUUUAAACGAAAUAUUAGACAUCAAUUAAUGAUUCUAAGCUAAAAAUGACAUUUUGAAUAAUAAAUAUAAUUACCUUCUUUUUAUGGCUAGGUUGAAACAAAAUCGGUUGUGCGACGUCUGUAAACGGGGGUUUUCAGGGUAAAACGGACAAAUUAAAAAUAGUUCGGAGGCUUAGUGCGCCAUGAAUCUGCUAUGCCAGCAUAUAGACAUAUUGUUCUAUCAAACACAACAGUUCUUUUGGCUUAAAAUACAGCAGUUUAUUCUAAAGAGAGGUGCAAGAGCAGAAACUGCUUUUUCAGUCUUGUCUGUGUUUUCCGCCAUUUUUAUUUGCAGCCUAUGCACAAUUUUUAAAAAAGUUCUUUUCAUUGUUUUCCAUCCACAAGUCAAUUUAACAUACAGUGCCCUCCAUAAUUAUUGGCACCCCUGAAAAAGAUGUGUUUUUAAGCUUCUAGUAUUUUAUUCAAAUAAUAUGGGACCUUAAUGGAAAAAAAGAGAAAAAUCCAACCUUCAAUACAAGUGCAUUCAUUCAGUGGGGAAAAAAAUCCCACAUAAAGAAAAAAUUAUUUGACAUCAAAUAAUGUGUGUCACAAUUAUUAGCACCCCUGAUGUUAAUACUUUGUACAACCCCCUUUUGCCAACAAAACAAGGUCUGGGAACUGAGAUGGCCAUGGGAGUAGCUUGCUUUUUGUGUCUGGUGAACCAUUUCUGUGUAGAUUUGGCCAUAUGUUUAGGGUCAUUGUGACACACAUUAUUUGAUGUCAAAUAAUUUUUUCUUAUGUUGGAUUUUUUUCCCCACUGAAUGAAUGCACUUGUAUUGAAGGUUGGAUUUUUCUUUUUUUUCCAUUAAGGUCCCAUAUUAUUUGAAUUAAAAAAAUCUAUAUAUUAGAAGCUAAAAAACACAUCUUUUUCAGGGGUGCCAAUAAUUAUGAAGGGCACUGUACUUGUCUCAACAGUGAGAUCCAACUUACAUACUAUGUGGCAUUGAAUAUAAGCAUACAUACAAAACACCCCCCCCCCCCAAACACACAUACACACACACAGCACCUCGUCAGUUAAAAAUUCUAUAUAAUAAGGCAAUGUCUCCGUAGUUCCGCAGCACCAGAUAGCCCCAAACCACGCUCCCCAAAAAUCUACAUACAAAUAUGAACUUUGGGUCCGGAGUAGCCCCAUAUCGUAUGUCGCUAAUGAGAAAGAAAGAAAAAAAAAAAGGAAAAACAAACAAGCAAGGAAAUAUCGUCAUUCCGGAAUAUGAGGGGCACAUUUUUUAAAAUCUCACCCCCCAAAAAACACAACCACUGUAAAUUUCUUUAUAUGAAGCAUUACUUCUGAGAAAUGUACCCAAUCUAUUCGGUUUUAUUAAUGUCCUGUCCCCAGCAAAAAGUACAUGCAGGUUAUGCUGGUAUAGCGUCCCUACCAAUGUUGAGACCAAACCUACGCCCUUGUAGAUGUCUUCUCUGACAACUCCUUCAAAUCAGUGGUCCUCUCUUUCCCAAAUUGUGGUCAAAAGUCUGUCCUCCCUUUUUGAAAUGCAUAUGAACCGCUGCAUCCGUACCCUAAAAAGGUGGCUGUCAAUCUUGCGCCACGUGCCUAUGCAACAGUUUCUUAGUCUCUCACAAUGUAGAGAUCAUCGCACUGCAUAAACUACAUUGCAGAGUUUGCUUCUCGAUAUUUUGUUUAAGAUAUUUUGGAGGAAAUCCAAACUACAUCUUGUGUAACACCAGUCCUGGAACCUUUCUGACACAUUUUUUCGUUUCUCUUUUGGUACCUGAUGACAGGACCGUGUUGCCAACUGCACUGUUGAACUGACAAAAAGCACCGAGCCACACCCAGGAAUUGCCAAAUUUGGAUGUAAUCUAAGCUCUUUUACUACUCUUUGUGUUUUCUCCUCUGCGGCUGUGCAAUAUCAUGCAAAAAAAAAAAACAUGUCUUUUGGAGUGUUGUGGCAUCGUAUCCCUCAUGUCCACAUCAGGAUUAUGUACAGUAACACUCUUUUUAUAUAGACAAAUGCACUGGGAGCCUUUUAGAUCUAGACCGUCUCCCAUCUGAACUGGUCAAAGGCCCCCCAAGAGUAUGUAACGAUAUCCCCUCUGAUAGUUAAGAGGGAAAAAAGGCCUUUUAACACAGCAGGAAAACUAGACAAAGGUAAUUACGGUAGUGUCAAAGACAGGCUUGUUAGUGUAGCAGUACAUUUAAGCAUAGGACAUGUAAAGAUCUUAGCGUCUGUUGAUCAGGGCCCUCACUGACAAAUGAGUAUGGAUAGCCCGGAAUGAGAGGCUUUAAUGAGAUGUUAAAUUUGAACGAGGUCACGAGCGAUCAUCUUUAUAGCACAAAAUCUUUUGACUGCACAAAGAAAACAAAACUGCAACUCAUUGCUGGGAUGUACAGUAUGGUCCAACUGGGCAAUAAUCGAUCAAUGGUUGUUUUUCUAUUUAUGUACUCAAAUCACUUGGAGGCAUUACAGUGUGUGUGACACAGCAGUUUGGAGGUGGCUUAAGAAGCUCUGCAACAACAACAAAAAUCCUUCAAGUCAACAAUCCCGCCGGGUGCAAUUACCUUCCCAGUAGAGUGAGACUGAACAAAAGGCUUCGGCCUGACAUUUGGACUAAUGUUUAUUUCUAUUUUCUCACUGUGUUCCAGGGGCUUGUUUCUCAGUCGUUCGCCGACUGAUUGUGUGUCCUCUGUAUAUAGGCGAAGCUGUUCAUGUGUGUUUUUAGAUGUGUUCGAAAGACGUACUGUAUGUGAGACCAAUGUAUUGCCGAGUCUGUGUUUGAAUGGUGGUGUUUUUCAAGGUGUCAUAGUCCAGAGGGCUGGUGGGCUUUAGGAGUCGAUGUCAAGUCAUUUUUGUUUGCGUCCAGAGGAAAAAGGAAAGAGGGGGGUGUCUACGUUCAACUAUCACAACUGGUCUAUACACCAAGAGUGUCUUCAUCGAGGAAAAGGGCAGGACAGGGUCUGUCCUCUUCGAAACAGGAACAUUUUUUGCACCAAAGUCAUCAUCAAACGCGCAGCUUCUUCUACGUCAACGGCUGAUCAGAACUCUUUAACAUUUGUGGGGUUUUUCUUUUUCUUUCUGGGGAGGGGAAAUGAAAGUUUUUGGGUUGAUUUGCAUGAUUAAAUGUUGUCUUUUUAUUGGCUUGUGUGCCUGGUAAAAGCAUGACCAUGGUGAACUUUCACUUGUGUGUUCUUUUUCUAUUUUCCAUGAAUUGACAUUCAUAAAUCAACUGUUUUACAAUGUAAGGGGGUCUGUAAUGGUUUGAAGGCCGCCUUGCAUGCAUAAAUGCAAAACGUGCAAGACAACCCACGAUGAACUUCAAACCCGAUUACUGUCUUCGUAAAACGUCAUGAAUGUCAAUUGGUUUUUUUCUCCAUUGUAGCUAGCCGGACAUUGCGGUCUUUAUUAAAGCCUUGCUAUUUUCCAAUGUUUGUGUGUUUCAACAGUCGCUCCUUUUUCAUACUAUAAUGCCAGCAGCAGCACGUGGAGGUUUUGCGAAUGAAAGUCAAAGUACUGUAACAAUACGUGUUUUGAGUCUGGUCCACAUUGUGCAGUGUAUCUGACGUGUUUUGCCUAGUCUCGUCCUGUCUGUUUGCCAAUCAGCUGAUAUUAAAGCAUUCUCUGUCCGUCAAACUAGGGCGAGAUCCGUGAGAAGCCUCAACUGUUACCUUCACAAGUUUAAAACACAGGUCAUACAAAUGUACAGAAUGUUUGAACACAGUUCAAACAAAGCAGGUCACUCAAGUGAACAUAUCCUUUGCACACAGUUCUACAGCAGGUCAUGCAAGUGUACAGAUCUUGACAGGCCUCUAUAAAUUUAUUUUUGUAACACGCAGAUUACCUUGUCAAGUUUACGCCCUUGUACCUUUCCUCCUCUGCUCAGUGGUUUCCUGCAAGAGACGCAAGAGCUUCAUGUUCAUUAGUUGGAGAAAACCGCAAGUACCGGGAGUUUUACAAAUUGGAAUUCCCUCCAAAAUGGAAAAUAUUGGAUGAGAUAUCCUCAAAUAACAAGCAAGUUUGCUAGGCGGUUUUCCAACAGCGUCUAUUGAAUAAAUGUAGUUAUACUUUUAAAAAAAUAUUUUAAGCUUCAGAAACAGCAGUAUGAUUUUUAGAGACACAUGGAAACAGCGCAUUGCUAUAAAAGAACAAAAGUAGCUAAUUUGGGUGUAAAAAGGAGUUAUGCCAGGUUGAAAUAAUCAUUUAUCAGUUGGGAAUUGUUUGUUUUUGCAUAAUGGAAGUCUACCAUAACCAGCAUGGAAAGGAAUACAGAACACAUCACCCAGGCAACUUCAUACAGCUUUGUCUAUGGAAGAACGUUGAUGUCCUAGAAUUACCUCAGUAUAUAUAACCAUCUGUGUAGACUGCUUUGACCGUCUCCACUGGCAUUUACAUUUGUUUGUGAGGGCAUGAAUCUAUGUGACUCCCUUCUCAUUUGCAUAAAAAGUAAUGGACUUGGCAGGUUUGAAACAAGAUGAUUUGCGAUGUAUUUGGAAGAAAAUGGAAUAAAAUUUCAU
Molecule: messenger RNA, 9757 nt
Organism: Corythoichthys intestinalis (scribbled pipefish)
Lineage: Eukaryota; Metazoa; Chordata; Actinopteri; Syngnathiformes; Syngnathidae
Product: phosphatidylinositol-binding clathrin assembly protein-like
Exons: 19
Coding region: 610-2337 (575 amino acids)
Biological process (GO): synaptic vesicle budding from presynaptic endocytic zone membrane; clathrin-dependent endocytosis; clathrin coat assembly
Cellular component (GO): clathrin-coated vesicle; extrinsic component of presynaptic endocytic zone membrane; synaptic vesicle
Molecular function (GO): SNARE binding; clathrin heavy chain binding; 1-phosphatidylinositol binding
Source: RefSeq, a predicted model, not a curated record